UGGUUUGACAAUAAUGAAGCAUGUUACUUUACAAAAAAUUGUUGCUCAUGACUUUCAGUACGACCCUCGUAGGUUUGUAUGUGCAGUAGACGAAUAUCAGGGCCAGAGAUGUACGCAUAGACGUGCUUAGUUAAUAUGAGUACACCUAUUUAUACUUGGCUUAUUUAACGACGAUGUCAGGAGCCAAAUCCAUAUAUCGUUGGAGGGUAGGUUGACUAGGGAAUAUCGGAUCGGAAAUGAUUGGAGAGGAAAUGGCCAUGCCCAAAUUUUAGGAAUUAUCCUAGAAUUUGCCUGAAACGGCUGAGAAAAGCCACGAAAUAACUUACAGGAACCAGUGAGCGACUGAGAUUCGAACUAGGUACAUCUAAAAUACUAGUCACAAGCGUUACAACUUGAGCCAACUUAAUCUUUAUGCUUUUACCCGUGAUUAGUCACAAGCGUUACAACUUGAGCCAACUUAAUCUUUAUGCUUUUACCCGUGAUCUGAUUCUAGUUAUUUAAUAAUGUAGGUAUUAGAUUUCGAAAGGUAUAGAGGUGUAUGGUCCAAAUUAUAGUCUACAUAUUUUCCAGGUAUGUUCGUUACGACCCCAUAUGUAACAUUUACCUAGUUUGGUUUUAUAUUUAGUUAAAUACGCUUGAUCACUUUCAUGGCGUAUAAACGUAUUUUAAUGGCCGUGGAAAAUUUUGCUUGAGAACAUCAUGCCGUUUACAUAGGCAGUAGCUGUGAGGGCAUCUGAGUUGUAAAAUCAUAAUUUGCCUGGUUUCGAUCGAUGUACGCUUUCAUCCGGUCACUUGCCGUGACGUGUCGACCUUCUCUUGUCCUUCAGUCACCCGCGCAACACUUGUGCUUACCGCCAUCUCUUUGCAGUUAACUUUUUUUUUUGUACGAGUUUCUGAAUGGACAUCGACCAGAACAGUGCAUUCCACUAAAUGUGCAAGAUAUGGCGUAAAUAAUCUUCGCUUCUUCACUUAAUUGUUUAUUUUUAGUCAGUGUACAUUGCCAUAACAAUAUUUCGCAUUUGUUCUGAAUAAUGACCCUCGGGUCCUGCCGUGAGUAGGCACAAUCGAAUUCUGAUAUGUGAGGUCAGGAAGAGCGGAAAGAACUUAGGUGAACGAAUCAAGUUUUGGAAAUAUGCAGCAUGAUACAUGCACCGGAAUAUCAAGUUUUUUUUUCCGUGCAUUCGGAAGAAUGGAGUCUUGAAAAUGAAUUAUGUGAAUGGUGUUCGUAACUUCGGGUGCUGGGAACAUGAAUGCAGACGAUGACGACCCCUAAAGAAGUCAAAGAGGGAGACACUGAGGAAGACUGGGCCAUUUACGAGAUUCUGUGUAAAGAUUUGCCUACAGAGAUGACUGAAGACGAGGUAGGAGAGAUGUCACAUGAUGUGACAACUUCCCUUCGCAGUGACAUAGCUGCACUUCAGUACAAGCGAGACCGACUACUCAGCGAGUUGCAGGAAAUGAAGGGUCAGCUGCGGAGUCGAGACCAACGUGCCCUGGAGCUGCAGGUGGAGACAGAACAGCUGCGGGAGCAGGCAGCACGCCAGAAUGCUGUUAUUGCCUCUCUCAAGAAGAGGAUUCAGGACCUGGAGGAGAGAGAGCGCAACCUCAUUGCCUCACAAGGGCGAGCUGAGAUGGCAAUGCAGACCCUCCAGCGAGAAAACCGUUAUCAGGAAGAAAAAGUGAAAGAUUUGGAGAAGAAGGUUCAUUCUUUGGAACUGGAAUGCAAUUCUGAGGAGGCAAUGAAGGAGGCUCAGCGUAAGGCCAUGCAGGACCUUGUGCGCAGACUGUCCUCUGCUCUGGGCACAGACUACAGUGAAACAAUGCUGUCCUCUCCAGAUGGCCUCAUUCACAAAGCAUCAGAUUUAGUUCAAGAAACAGCUCGACUGAGGACAAAAUCAUGCACUGUAUCUGACACACUCUCAGCAGUAGAGUCAGAACUGCGAACAUGUCGGGAGGCCUUGGAGAGGGCAGUUGCAGACAGAGACUCACUGCAGAGACAAGCAGCUACGCAUCUGUUGGAGCUUGACCGCCUGAGGCAGGAGAAGGAGUCACUUGAGAUGCAACAACGAGUGGCAGAGAGAGAGCUCAUAGACUUGCGAGAAAAGUUAUCCAUUGCUAACAGGAGCCUGACAUCAGCCACAGACAACAUUGCAUCGCAAGAAACAUCCAUAUGCCAGUUGAGAGAGGACCUAAAGCUGAAGGAGGAGAAACUUCAGAGGCUGCAGAAUGAACUGCGACAUCUGCUAGAAUCACUGGCAAUACAACUGAGUUCUCCUGCCAGAUUUGUUGACACCCAAGAAGGAAGCAUCAAGGAGCGGCUUCGGGAGAUCAUACAGGAGAAUAAGGAUCGACUAACGCAAGUGGAGAACCUGCGGGAGAAAGUGGCUGUGCUGACACAGCAGUUGAACCGCCAGUGUGAACUGCAAGAACAAGCCAAGUCACGUGUGCAUGGGCUUCAGGAUGACAAAACACUGCUAGAGUCUCGACUGAACAAGACAGAAGCAGAGUUGAGUGCGGCUGAAGCCUCAAGAGAUGGGCUGAGACGAGACAAGGCCACUUUCAUGGCUUUCUUGGAGCGCCUUGGCAGAGCUCUCAACAUGGAAGAGAUAUCAAAAGAAGUAGGUGUGGAUCUACACACUGAAUCACUCCUAAUUCGAGCUGAACAGUUGGCAAGACUGGAGAGUGAUAAGUUGAUUGACAAGUACUGGUGGACCUAUGGGACAUUCCCGAGGUUGCGACGGGAACGUUCCUUCCAUGAGCUUCCUCUGCGAGAAACUUCUGCUGUGUACCAGCUUCAACGUCGUGUCCGGACACUGAGGGAACAAUUACAGAGGAGAGAUCUGCACUUAGAUUUGCUACGCAGGAAACUGUCACUGCAGGAAGAGAAUGGCAGGGUGCGAAGUCUGCUGGAAACAGAGAAAGAUGAAGCAAAUCUCAGGGUCAAGAAGCUGCUGAAACAAGUGGACAGAUUGCAGCUUCAGUUGGCUGAAGCGAAGGCACAUUCACGAGACCUGAAGACUCAGUUAGCAGAUGCAGCUGACUACAAGAUAACUGCACUGGAGCGUGGACGCAAAGUUGAGGAACUGCAGAAGAGGCUUGUAGAGUCAGAAAUGCUGAGAACUCGGUACAACCGCAAAGUGGCCCUGCUCAAAGAUCAGGUGCGAACCACAAGCCAGACAGCAGAACAGGAACGCUCUCUGAAUGACCACUCAUUGCAGUUGCUGCGGGAUGAGCUGGCAAGUGUGAAGCAGACUUUGUCUGACUGCCAACACAGAGAGAAUUCUCUGCUAAGUUUUCGUACAUCAGUGUGCAAGCUGUUGGGUAUGGACAGUGGCCUGCCAGACUACGAAUUGAUUGCACGUCUGCAAAAAUUGGUUCAUGCUCACCGUGACUUCACAUUGGUGUCACGUCGCUAUGAUGAUCCACUUCUGCUGCGAAACAGUCCCCCUGCUGGUGGUACAAGGACACCUAUGAUGCUAGGGCCUAGUCCUGGGGGCACUCGGACCCCUCGCUAUGAUGACUCUGGAUUCAUUGACCCACCUGAUCUUAGUACUCUGGAUGAUAGUGAUGAAGUGAAUGGAAUAUACAACAAACGCCCCAUUCGGACAUCAACAUGAUAAUCAUGACCAGAAAGCUGACUCUUGGCUUUCUGGUAGGAUUGUGUUUUUUUGCAUACAGUUUAAAGUGCAUGUUUUUAUCUUAUUUUGUUGAUUUCAUUUGUUCGCAUUUCUAAUUUUAUCAAAGGGAGAACAGUUAUUGCUUUUAUUGGUUUUAAGAUGAUUUAUCAGCUGCAUAGGUUAUAUAAUGUUGAGACAUUUAUUUUUUUUAAAUUACUUCAAACAAAGGAUUAUCUGUGAUCCAGGAAACAAAAGUUGGUGGGGUCCUCAGAAGCUAUGUGUUGCAACUUAGACCUAGUGUCUUCGAGUUUAGUUCCACAUUAUGAAUCAUGUCCUCUGAGUGUCAGGAAGGUUAUGUCUGGUACCUUGAUUCUUUCUGGGAAAACAUAUUGCCACCAUUUACAAUACUUUAUACAUUUUUAUUAAGAAUAUGUAUUAGUGGGAUAUAGAGUGUAAAUUACGAAGAUAACAUACUAAUUGAAACAGCAGCUAUAUAAAGAUUGCAAGAAAUCAGGAUAUAUUUUGCAGAUAAAAAUCAAUUAUAUAGUGAAAGAAAUAUUUGAGUGCAUGCACAUGUGUGUGUGUUUUCCAGUGUCUAUAGAGUGAAAUUAUCAACAGCAAAUCAAUCCUGUGAAAGACAAGCAGAAUUAUUUCUUCUUCCCUUGAGAUGUAAUUGCUUCCUUUGUCAAUAUCUCACUAUACCGUAACUAAACUUUAAAGCGUUAGUAACAUCCAAAUUAAGAGAUUAAAUUAUAUUCACAUGCUUAAGAGAAAUCUGGGAAGGAGAGUCUGAAUCACAUUUUUAGCUCUAUGGCAGUACUUAUAGUCACUUUAAAAGCCAGUGCUACCAUAAAUUUUGGCAUAAGUGUAGUAUAUAAUUCAUAAUAUCUUUGAAUCUUCUCUGUUAAAUUCAUAAGGAACAGAAAAGUUACAUCUAUGUGGUUUCUUUCCAUGUCAGUAUAACAUUAUACUCUCAUAAUUAGAAACAGUAGAAUUGAUAAUUCAAAUUGUAUCCAGACACCCUACUGCAAUACUUCCACUUUGCUUCAACAGCCAUACCUUCCAUGUAUGUAUGUAUAUAACCAAAAGUAUAGAGUAAAUGCCGGUAUAAUUGGAUAUUCUGUAUUAGGUUGGUGGUUGGAAAGAGGAAACUAAAAGGAAAUGACAGGUAAUAUAUGUGUAAUAUAAAGCUCAUUGAAAUUUCAAUGCGAAAUUUGACAAUGCCCAUCUAUAAUUGUAGUUUCCAGAAAUAGACUUUCCAUUGAUCCACUCAUAUACAUCACAGUGACUGAAGAAUGCUUUGAAAUCACAGUUUCACAGAAUAUGCAGGCUAGAAACUUUAAAUAUUCUGGAAAGGCAGAUUGAUAGGAUAAUGGUACUAUAUCCAGAGGUAACAUCUUUUGACAAAGGCUGAGACUACAAUGUUAUUAUAUACCAAAGACCUUGAGGGACACUUUAAAUCACAAUUUUGCAGAAUAUGCACAUCUUUAGCUUGAAAAUGUCUGGAAAGACGGCUUGCUAGAAUAGGAAAUUCUACUAGAAAAAGGCAAUAUUUUUGGCACAGAUGAAGACUGCACUGCUAACUGAGGCAUAAAUACUAUUCACUGCCAUUUACUGCUGCCACCUUUUGGUACAUUUGUAACAAUUAACAGUGACUGCUACAUAACGAUGAAAUAGAAUAUAUUACAAAUAUUGAAAAUGUCAUGACAUCAUAUGGAGGUCUGAAGAUGUUGUAAAUUAUAAAUAAUUUUAAUUAUUAUAAAUGCAUUGUACUCAAAGGUAGAUAAGCAAAUAGGAAGAAAAGAGUAGGAUGUAAGGAAUAGAUUUGAAAUUUUUGAGAAGCAUAAAAUGGAAACAAAAAAGUGUACAGAAAGAGGUAUUUGAUAAGGAAUUUACAGUUUAUGGAUGCUUAAAGAAGUAGAAUGAAAUAUUACAAGAUUGUCAGAUGUAACUAGAAAACUAGAAGAGCUGUAGUGUGAAAAGUGGAACUUACAGAUCCGCAGACCCCUUGGAUUAAGAUGGUUUCCCAAAAUGUUAGAGUUACACGUAGAAGCGAAGAGGAGUAGUUUUAUUUGUAUUGGAAGAAGGAUUUAUUAUUUGUUUAUCAGAAGUAAAGGAAAAAUAAUUUUAUUUUUGUCAGAAGAAGGGUAUUUAUUGAUGUUUGUUAAUUUGGAAGAUGAUUUAUCAAUUAUAUAUAUUAUAUAAUGCUGUUGCAUUUAUUUUUCAAAUUUAUUUUACAGGUAACAUGAUAAAAAUAUGUGAGACAACAUAGCUAUUUGGAUGAUUUUUGCUCAUUGAUCCACCCAUGUGUGGAACUAAUUCCAGGGUUGAAUAGAUAUGCCAUGGAAGUAAUAGAAUAAAUUCAUUAGAACUCUACAGUUUUUAUCCCUGAAUAGAGCUAUUUUUACAAUGCAGAUGAGGUGUCACAUACAUUUCUAGCAACCAUGGGCAGAUUGGUACCGACUGGUUAUGCAAUGAGCGAUGCCAGUGUCCAAGUAUGUAGAUGUGUGAUGCCCUCCACAGAUUAAGCUCAAGCCUGUCCAACUUGAUAUCCAUCUUUUUAAUGGUCUUCUUACAUAUUCUUAUGUCUUUGGAUUUUAGUGAAGAGCAUGUUUUUGAAGUCUGUUACUAUGUGUUCUAUUAAGGUAUGCAGGUUAAUUUAUAAUGCUGUUUUUAAAUUUAUUGUAUAGAUGUUUGGUUCAUUUGGUAUUGUUUCUUUUUCAUCUUUGUCUAAAUUUUUACAUAAAGCAGCACUUCAGAAACGUAAUUUCUGCUGCUUGAAUUGCGCUGUUUCUGUAGUUCAUGUUUCAUGUAAUUAUAAAAGUGUUACAACUGACAUUAUUUUAUAAGAUGUUGACUUCAUCGGUUAUAGCAAUUAAAGUUGUAUUGAUUACCACAAAAUAAAAUUGCUUGUGAAGCAAUGUGAA
Molecule: messenger RNA, 6544 nt
Organism: Cryptotermes secundus
Lineage: Eukaryota; Metazoa; Arthropoda; Insecta; Blattodea; Kalotermitidae
Product: coiled-coil domain-containing protein 170
Exons: 15
Coding region: 1251-3617 (788 amino acids)
Source: RefSeq, a predicted model, not a curated record